Messenger RNA from Perca fluviatilis (European perch), 1583 nucleotides. RefSeq names its product rho-related GTP-binding protein RhoA-D-like. The coding region runs from base 172 to 753 and encodes 193 amino acids. The record is from RefSeq and is a predicted model, not a curated record. Lineage: Eukaryota; Metazoa; Chordata; Actinopteri; Perciformes; Percidae. The transcript is spliced from 5 exons. Gene Ontology annotation, cellular component: neuron projection. Gene Ontology annotation, biological process: small GTPase-mediated signal transduction. Gene Ontology annotation, molecular function: GTPase activity; GTP binding.
GCUCGCCUGCCCCGUUUCUCAGCACCCUCUCCGUAAAAAUUAGCGAAUAGCCUACUGCAGCAAGAAGUAAGUGUAUGAGUGUGAAUGUGUGCGUAUGUGUUUGCCAGGAUCAAGAGGAAAAGCGGGGAUUAAUAUUUAUAAAAACCUUUCAUCGGGUUGCUGAAAGCAGAGAUGGCAACCAUUCGGAAGAAGCUGGUGAUUGUCGGGGAUGGAGCAUGUGGGAAAACAUGUCUUCUCAUUGUUUUCAGUAAAGACCAGUUUCCUGAAGUCUACGUCCCGACAGUGUUUGAGAACUACAUCGCUGAUAUCGAGGUUGACGGAAAACAGGUGGAGUUGGCGCUGUGGGAUACUGCAGGCCAAGAGGACUACGACAGGUUGAGGCCUCUCUCUUACCCUGACACAGAUGUCAUCCUCAUGUGCUUCUCCAUCGACAGCCCAGACAGUUUAGAAAAUAUCCCUGAGAAGUGGACGCCUGAGGUGAAGCACUUCUGUCCCAAUGUUCCUAUCAUCCUGGUGGGGAACAAGAAGGACCUGAGGAAUGAUGAGCACACACGGAGAGAGCUGGCCAAGAUGAAGCAGGAGCCGGUGAAGACUGAAGAAGGCAGAGACAUGGCCGGCAGGAUCAGUGCUUUUGGCUACUUGGAGUGCUCUGCCAAGACCAAGGAUGGUGUGCGGGAAGUGUUCGAGAUGGCCACUAGAGCGGCGCUGCAGGUCCGCAAGCGCAAAAAGAGAGGCGGCUGCACGCUGCUGUGAGCAGUCGACGCGCCAUAACAUCAACUGACCAAUAGGAGAGAAAAAAAAAUCACUUGAAAAGGACUGACCUUUUACCAAAUUGCAUCUUUGUACUGUAUCUCACAUUUCACAAUAACAGGCAGGCAGAUGAAUCGAAUGCAAACAAACCGAAUACAGGAAAUUGACUUCAUCUAUAUUACAACCAUGGUUAGAAAUUGAUGUUUAAAGUUGAUUUGCAUUUUUUUCCCUCCAAACUCUGUCUUUACACAAUGUUUUCCUACUUUGUUUUUCUUUAUUUGUAAUGUAACGAGGCAGUGAUAGAUGCACAUAUUUGUAUGCAAUAUUGUCCUUCACGAGCUUGAGCAAGCAUUAUCCUUCUUAGCUUGUAUAAAGUCUUCAUGAGUAAGGUCCAGACUGUCCUGUUAGUAUCACUUCUGUUUAUCAUGGUAGUCCCGAUCUUUGGAUCAUAAGAGCUAGUGCCUUUUUCUUUCUUUCUUUUUUUAAGUUUGUACGACACUGUACUUCUCAUGCUUGUCAGCUAGCUUACAUUUCAGCUGAUGGGCUCUCCAUUGUACUGUAGCUAGUGUUGUCAUUGUGAAAUUUGAGCAAAGCCAUAACUAAGGUUUUCAGUAGCUGCCUCAUGUAAAAGUAAUUAGAGAUAAAAUCAGAUUAUUCACAUGCAUCCUUCAUAACUAUAGUUAAUCUGUGCAGUGGAAUUAGAUGGGUGGUGAGAACUGGCCAAUUGAGACACAAGCCAAUAUGACUCAACUAUGCACAAUGGCUGUUAGGACCAACAGGGAGCUGAAACAGAAAUAAAAGCCAAAGCCUGGUGAAACCUCCCUUGUUUGUUA